Folsomia candida is the source of this 2274-nucleotide messenger RNA. RefSeq lists its product as uncharacterized. Gene Ontology annotation, molecular function: protein binding. NCBI's taxonomy places the organism in Eukaryota, Metazoa, Arthropoda, Collembola, Entomobryomorpha, Isotomidae. Bases 198 to 1718 code for a protein of 506 amino acids. The transcript has 3 exons. The record is from RefSeq and is a predicted model, not a curated record.
GACUUUCCUUCCAGUCAUUUCCGUAUUCUAAACCAAAAAUAAUUCUAAACUAGAGAAUUAAUUUCAAUUUACUUAACUUAACAAAGGUUAAUAACCAAGACUUGGUUGAGUCAAAUAUUGUCUACUCUCACAGUGUCACUUUCGGUAUAUCUCUAUUUAUAGCAAGUUUAUCUAACCUCUGAAAAAGGUGAAGCAUCAUGGAUCAAGAAGCCUCUCCACUCUCCUUCGCUAUGCAAUUACCAGAGAUUCUCCACAAAAUCAUGCAAUUUCUCCCCCACUCGGACCUCAUCUGUUGCACCUUUGUCAACACUCUAUGGGAGCGAGAGGCCCGCAUCCACCUCUUGGCCCGAUACGACCUCGACCUCCACCCCGACUCCAUGAACGCCUACAUGACCACCAUGUCACCCAGAUCCAACUGCCACGAACGGGUCAAUUACGGUGUCCAGAAACACGUCAUGUUCUCCGUCUAUCAUCCCGACUCGGUCGAAAUGCUGGAAAAAUUCGUAACCUUAAACCCCUGCAAAGUCAAGCAUUUAAAAUUAGAUUGGUAUUUGGACGGGACCAAGACGUCAGAGAAAAAAUAUUUAGAAAUUCUUGCCAAAUUUACCAACCUAAGUUCCCUCCAGGUCCAACCGAUCUCGAUAAAUCAUAGAAACUCGGAAAAAAUAUGCCACACGGAUAACUUUCCAAAACUGAGGAAAUUUGGAAUUGAUGGUUUAUUCGUGUCAUCUCAAAUUCAUAACGAGGUCGAGAAUCAAGUCGUAAUUCGUGACUUUAUGGCGAGAAUGUUUCCACUAUUUCCGAACUUGACAGCUCUCGAGUUAGCUUGGAUAGGAAAAACUGGUCUUGAACAUGUCUUGGUACAAGGAAAUUUCCCGAAAUUGAAGUCUUUAUCGUUAGCAAAUUGUGAUCUUGAUUGGGGUCCCGAAGCGCAAAAGAGAUUCGAACCGUUUGGACCGCUGUGGAAGCCGUCGUUUUCUUUGAAUAGGUUAGGAUUUAAUGUGUUUGUUAAAUAUUUGGAUAUUUAUGGACUGAUUUUGCUAGAGAAAUUUGCAUCCGAGUUGGAAUAUUUGCAUAUUUUUCGCAUACCGGUGAGAUUAUGGGAGGGUGUGCCAGCUGAAAUGCUAGGUGUGCCAGGUGGAGGAGGAGAUGGAGGUGAUGUGCGUAUCCCGGUCCUUCCUAAGUUGAAAGUGUUAAAAAUCUCGUACAAUUUGGACGGUAAGUUGGAUGACAAUGAACGAAUAGUUCCCUACUUCCGGUUUGAGGGUAAAAAUAAAGUGGCGAAAACACGGGAGGUUCCAUACAAAGAGCAUUUUCCAUUGUUGGAAAAGAUUCUAUUUUGUGAAGACUACCUUUCCAAAGGGUUCGGAGAGGAAGAAGCGUAUCUGAAACGGUACGAGAUGUUUGUUAAACUGUUAUGCAUUUCAUUCUUAUCGGACAGUACUGCACCGUGCAGUUCGGUGAUACGGGUUGAGCUUCCGGCCCCACCGGAGGGGUUCAGAGUGAAAAUUGUACAGGGCGGCGGUGAAAUUUGGGUGGACGAGAAAAAUUUGUAUGAUCGGAUUGUCAGGGUUUUUCCAAAUUUGGAAUGUGACGUGUUGGACUUGUGGGAGUCGGUGAGGCUUAAAAAGAGGGUGAUGUAUGAGCCAAAAUAUGUAAGUGCACCUGUAAGUUGGACCAAAUUGAUGAAGUUACUUAAGCCGACGGGGGAAAAAUGACGGGAAUAUAUGUUAAAAGUCUGAAAAGCCAGUAGGGGUGGCGCUCAGAACUUUAUUGUUUUAUAGUUUCCAGUUUUUUUGUUAAUUACAAAUAUCUGGCAUUUCAACAAUUAUGGAUGGAUUUUCUUCAUUGCUGUUGAAAAAUGAUCCGAAUUAGUUGUAUUUGCAGAUUUUUUAAGUUCAAAAAAUUGUAUGUACAAACGGUAAAGGUCACAGGGUCAAGUCUAACAUAAUACAUAAUUUUAUUACUUAUACUAAUUGUAAGUAUAUGGAGGUAUUUUAUUAACGAUGUACAUAUUCAUAUGCAAAUGUAUGUAUACCUGGUGAAAAAGUGACAUUAAUUAAACGUUCUUAAUUAUUAAUCCAUGAUCUGGUUAGUUGUAGAAUUAAUAUUGGUUUUAUAUUUACAUAAAUUAUGCAUGACUUGUUGUUACAUUUGGUGUCAGAUUAAUGUAUGUAAAUGUACAUAUGCAUGUAUUUAUUGCCGAUCAUGUAGUAUUGUAUUGGUACAUCUUGAUUUGAAAUAAAACUUAAGUGUUUAUUUAUGAAGUGCAAA